UUGAUGGGCCAGGUCCAGCCCAGUAUCGAGGGACAUCAGAACGAAGAACGAAUGGCGUUUUGGCGUUUCAUCUUUCAUGUGGAGUAGAUGAGCAAAAACGAAAGGAGGCAGCGUAACCGUAAUCUCACUGUUACUAGUAUCUAUAGUUUGUUACUGUCACUGCACAACUUCCCCAAUCACCAUGGGAGAUUCUCAACGGAUUUCCGUUCACCGCCUUCUCGGCCAAGGCUUAGUUGCCGAUGUGGUGUUGUGGAAGAACUGGCGUGGAGCGGCGGCGCUGCUCGUAUCUUCUUCGACGUUGUGGUACUUGUUCGAGCGAGCCGGUUACAAUUUCUUGUCUUUCGUUGCCAAUGUCGUCUUGCUUCUCGUCCUGAUUCUCUUUUUCUGGGCCAAAGCUGCUAACCUUCUCAAUAGACCGCUUCCUCCUCUCCCCGAUCUGGAGAUCUCGGAGGAAACUGUUGCCAAGGUUGCUGAUGCAGUGCAAAUUUGGAUGAACCGGGCUUUGACAGUUGCACAUGACAUAGCGAUUGAGAGGAAUUUGCUUCUCUGCCUCCAAGUUGUUGGUGGAUUGUGGGCAAUAUCUUUCGUUGGUAGUUUGUUCAACUUUUUGACUUUGAUCUAUGUUUGUGUUCUUCUUAGCCUGUCUCUUCCUGUGUUGUAUGACAAGUACCAGGACCAAAUUGACGACAGAUUAUGUGUUAUAUAUGGGACUAUUCAGACUCGGUAUAAAAAAAUUCACAGUAUUGUUUUAAGCAAGAUUCCAAACCAGUCAAACAAAGAAAAGAAGGCGCAGUAGGAACACUGGUGCAAAUGGAUGAGUGAAGUCUAGUUAGGAGUGUACGAUGAAGUGCUUGAGGUUUGAAAUUUCUUUUUGCUGGUGGGAUGCUAUGGCUCUGUUGAUUGAUGGUUAGAUGGUAUGCUUAUUCUUCAGAAUCAGGAUUGACCAAUAGCUUUGACGUAGGUGGGUAUUCUCUUAUGAUUUUCUAUGUAGCACAUGGAAGAGGCUUUUUGUGAACUUUUAUCAAUGGGUAUAUUGCCCUAGUUAAAUUUUAUUUGAACAAGAUUAUCAGAGAGGGUAAAAAGUAGGAAGGAUGGACAUGGAGAAUUUGUAUGCAUUAUGGUUUUUUGCACGAAAAGGAUUUGGGUUGGGUGGGUUA
Molecule: messenger RNA, 1157 nt
Organism: Vigna umbellata (rice bean)
Lineage: Eukaryota; Viridiplantae; Streptophyta; Magnoliopsida; Fabales; Fabaceae
Product: Reticulon family protein
Biological process (GO): response to bacterium
Source: RefSeq, a predicted model, not a curated record